This is a messenger RNA of Filobasidium floriforme, 683 nucleotides long. RefSeq lists its product as uncharacterized. NCBI's taxonomy places the organism in Eukaryota, Fungi, Basidiomycota, Tremellomycetes, Filobasidiales, Filobasidiaceae. The coding region runs from base 75 to 587 and encodes 170 amino acids. The record is from RefSeq and is a predicted model, not a curated record. The transcript has 3 exons.
ACGAUGCAACUACUACUACUGUACCUACGGCCCUGAACUCGUAUACGGAACCGUCUUCGCAUCAUAUCACAAACAUGGCAACUGGUGAGUCUGAUUCACGUACAGGCGAUUCCAGGCUGACCUCGUUGUGCGAUACGCUGGUCGAUGUAGACGCCAAGCUCGAAGCAGACCUUCUACAAAGCAUCAGGCAAGGUGACACUGCCAAAGCCAAGCAGCAUUUCAAGAGAUGGCAUCGAGCUCAGUUCGCAGACACGUCACUUGUUGUCACGGUCUUUCGGCUCAUUCGUCUCGGAUUGAGCUUCUUGAUCUUUGGUGCACUCUGGUAUCUUAUCAUCAAGCAGAAGAGGGAACAGAAAAGAGGCGAUGAGCUAUAUGCAUAUUUGAUUUCUGCAUUUCAAUUCUUCUUUUAUAUCAUAGACCUACUCGUUGAAGCCCAAGAAUAUUGGUAUGAUCCCCGGAAGAUGGACAAGGUGACUAGGACUAUGGGCUAUCACACUAUCUUGCCAUGGGCUAUGUUGAUGGCAUUGAAGUAUGGGAAGAAGGUGGUGGAAAUUGUUACGGCGAAGAGCGCGGCGAUGUCCGGAUGAAUCCCUUUGGGCCUCGUCGAUUUGUCGAUCUAUUCUUUCAUACGAGAUCACCCAUUGAUCGUUAUUGUAGAAGAUCCAUACUUCAUUCAUCACUUU